UGAAACGUCCCAUUUCUGUUCUUCUUUUUCCGGUGAAUUUUGUAACCCGCCAAAUUUUCCAGCGCGACGGCGUUACGGAGAGGAAGACGGAGAUGACUGCGCUACCGUACGGCGACGUGGAUUCCCAUCUGAAAGCAAUGGCCGGUAAGGCCGAGGGCUUCGGCCGGUUCGCCAUCGGAGGCCUCCACGGCCCCGUCUAUUCCGUCACCACAUUGGCAGAUGAUGGUCCAGGCUCACUUCGUGAAGGAUGCCGGAAACAAGAACCACUCUGGAUUCUCUUUGAGGUUUCAGGCACCAUUCAUCUCUCUUCUUAUUUGAGCGUUUCAUCUUACAAGACAAUUGAUGGCCGGGGGCGAAGAGUAAAGCUCACAGGCAAGGGCCUUAGACUGAAGGAAUGUGAACACAUAAUCAUAUGCAACCUUGAGUUUGAAGGUGGUAGAGGACAUGAUGUAGAUGGCAUUCAGAUAAAACCAAAUUCCAGGCAUAUAUGGAUUGACCGAUGCAGCCUUCGUGAUUAUGAUGAUGGUCUCAUAGAUAUCACCCGACAAAGUACAGACAUAACUAUUUCUAGAUGUUACUUCCAGCAACAUGACAAGACGAUGCUUAUUGGAGCUGAUCCUUCACAUGUUGGUGACAGAUGCAUUCGGGUCACAAUUCAUCAUUGUUUUUUUGACGGGACAAGACAAAGGCAACCUCGUGUUAGAUUUGGGAAAGUUCAUCUUUACAACAAUUACACUCGUAACUGGGGUAUAUAUGCUGUUUGUGCCAGCGUAGAAUCCCAGAUAUACUCUCAAUGCAACAUAUAUGAAGCAGGAACGAAGAAGAAGACUUUUGAAUAUUAUACUGAGAAGGCUGCAGAUAGAGAAGAGGCGAAAUCUGGCUUCAUACGAUCUGAGGGGGAUGUAUUCCUGAAUGGAGCUCAACCAUGCACAUUAACAGGGUUCAGUGAAGACUGCAUGUUCCAUCCAAGUGAAUUUUAUCCAGUUUGGACUAUGGAAGCAGCCUCAGAUUCUCUUAAAGGUGUUCUCCACAUUCUUACGGGUUGGCAACCCAUUCAAAGGCCGCCAUUAGAGCAGCCGAUAAUGGUAUAGCUUUUUCGAUAAUUUGUAUAACAUGAUUUUUGUAGGUCCUUUAAUGGAAGGCUCUGCUUUCUUUUAAACUAAGUUAAGGUACACCUCUGAAGUUUUCUAUCCCCUGUAAUAUUCAAAUUGUGUCGAUUUUGCCUCAAGACUGCUGAAAUCUAUCAUAUUUAUCAU
Molecule: messenger RNA, 1256 nt
Organism: Fragaria vesca subsp. vesca
Lineage: Eukaryota; Viridiplantae; Streptophyta; Magnoliopsida; Rosales; Rosaceae
Product: probable pectate lyase 4-like
Exons: 5
Coding region: 93-1091 (332 amino acids)
Molecular function (GO): pectate lyase activity
Source: RefSeq, a predicted model, not a curated record